Messenger RNA from Nematostella vectensis (starlet sea anemone), 677 nucleotides. Its product is annotated as 40S ribosomal protein S9. Gene Ontology annotation, cellular component: cytosolic small ribosomal subunit. NCBI's taxonomy places the organism in Eukaryota, Metazoa, Cnidaria, Anthozoa, Actiniaria, Edwardsiidae. The coding region runs from base 49 to 621 and encodes 190 amino acids. Gene Ontology annotation, molecular function: rRNA binding; structural constituent of ribosome. The transcript has 3 exons. The record is from RefSeq and is a predicted model, not a curated record. Gene Ontology annotation, biological process: positive regulation of translational fidelity; translation.
CCCCUGUCCUUUCUCGUUCCUUUUCACCGCCAUCUUGAUCGAGUCGAGAUGCCGCAAGUCGUUUGUUCGAAAACCUACACAACUCCGAGGCGGCCCUUCGAGAAAGAGCGCCUCAACCAGGAGUUGAAGAUCAUCGGAGAGUAUGGCCUCAGAAAUAAGCGUGAAGUUUGGCGCGUGAAGCUGACGUUGGCGAAAAUUCGUAAGGCCGCCAGAGAGCUGUUGACUCUGGAAGAGAAAGACCCUCGUAGACUCUUCGAGGGAAACGCUCUUCUCAGGCGAUUGGUCCGUAUUGGGGUGUUGGAUGAGAGCAGAAUGAAGCUCGAUUACGUGUUGGGUCUUCGCAUUGAAGAUUUCUUGGAGAGGAGGCUCCAAACGCAAGUUUUUAAGCUCGGUUUGGCCAAGUCCAUCCAUCACGCUAGAGUCCUCAUUAGGCAGCGACACAUCCGUGUGCGUAAGCAGUUGGUGAAUGUGCCAUCUUUCGUGGUGCGUCUUGACUCCCAGAAGCACAUUGACUUCUCCCUGAACUCCCCCUAUGGCGGAGGCCGCCCUGGUCGUGUCAAGAGAAAGAACAUGAAGAAGGGACAGGGUGGAUCAGGCGGCGAGGACGAGGAUGAGGAUUAGGUCAAAUGCUGUAACCACUCCUCUAUAUGGAAGAAAUAAAGAAUUUCAAUUGAAAA